UCUGCCGCUCUUCCUUUUCAAUAUUCUAUAGCAGCGAUAUAUGAUAGCACCGCUGAUCAUCGGAAUCCACGUUCCCGCGACAGUCCUCUCCUCCAACCCCCUGGUCGGAUCCAGCUCGAUCAAUCGGAUCCUGCUCUACUGAUCCGUCUGGUCGGGUCUGAUCCGUCCGGAUCGGGUCAUAUCGGGUUGUAUCUUAGUCCUCUCUCCGACACCAUCCAAUCCAGCUCUUUCUGCGAGAGCUGGUUGGGUUUGGGACUGAUCCGUCGAGAUCGGUUCGUAUCUAAAAAAGAUCCGACCGCAUCUGAUUUGAUCGGGUCGGAUCUGAACAAACCCCCAUAAUUCAGUGGUGUGCGCCUUGUCGCUCGAGUACCGCUCAAGACCGCCUUGCAAGCGUUAUCGCUCGUGUACCGCUUUCGUUCAUGUCUGUAGAUGAUACGAACGUUAUUUCUACGUUUCCGGGUUGUGUAGUGAAAUGGUAUUUCAGUUGUUUAAUCUCGAAAAAAAAAAAAGAAGAAAAAAGGAAGGAUUGCGAUGGGACAGGCAGUGGCUAGUUGUAAAUUCGAAAGGGAGAGCCUACACCCAAAGAGUCGAACCGAAGCUUGCUUUGGUAGUUCCGGAGCUUCCUAAUGAUGCUUUCUUGGAAGAUUGGGUGCCCUCUGCUAAUUCCUACUUAGUUCUGAAAGCGCCGGGAAUGAGUCCGCUGAAGGUCUCUUUGAGCCAGCCUGGUCAAAUAACUGAAGGCAUCUCGGUGUGGGAAUGGAGUGGCUCUGCUCUGGAUGAAGGAGAAGAAGCUGCAAAGUGGUUCUCAGAUUAUCUCGGGAAACCCAGUAGGCUAGUACGUUUCAAUGCCGACUCACAAAAGAGGCCUGUCGAUGCAAAGUAUGCUCCAGGACACAAAACUAUGUUUUCCGACGGAUAUCCAUUUCUGCUGAUAUCUCAGGGAUCAUUGGACGCCCUUAAUGAACUUCUCAAGGAGCCAGUACCCAUAAAUCGUUUCAGACCAAACAUCCUUGUUAAUGGGUGUAAGCCGUUCUCGGAGGACCUGUGGACCGAGAUCAAAAUAAACAAGUUCACAUUUUCAGGCGUCAAGCUAUGUUCUCGUUGUAAGGUGCCAACGAUCAAUCAAGAGACAGGUGUAGCCGGGUCUGAGCCAACUGAAACCCUGAAGACAUUCCGCUCAGAUAAGGCCUUGCGUCCAAAUGGAAAACCGCGGGGACUGAUUUAUUUCGGGCAGAACUUGGUAUUGAAAGAGAGUCUAGCAGGAGUAAAGGGCAAGAUCAUCAAAGCUGGGGAUCCUGUGAAUGUCCUAAAGAUGGUCUCCUCACCUGCUGAAGCAGCAGUAUGAAAUUAUAAUCAACUCUAGAUUGUAUCAAUAAUGCUACCUUAUUUAUUGAAUGGACCUAUAUAAGAAGGUUAUAUAACUCAUGUCUA
Punica granatum (pomegranate) is the source of this 1431-nucleotide messenger RNA. Lineage: Eukaryota; Viridiplantae; Streptophyta; Magnoliopsida; Myrtales; Lythraceae. The record is from RefSeq and is a predicted model, not a curated record.